AUGCCAUCCGCCCAAAUCAACCAACCCUCCAACCAAAUCCGCCUGACCAACGUCUCUCUGGUGCGCCUGAAAAAGGGCAAAAAGCGCUUCGAAAUCGCCUGCUACAAGAACACCGUCACCUCCUUCCGCGCCGGCAACGAAACGGAUCUAGACAACGUCCUCCAAAUCCCCAACGUCUUCCUCAACGUCAGUAAAGGGCAAGUCGCGCCCAAUGAAGAUCUGAAAAAGGCCUUUCCUGGCAUGACGCGCGAGGAGGUCGUGUUGGAGAUUUUGAGAAAGGGAGAGAUUCAAGUCGGGGAGAAGGAGAGGGGGGCGGAGCUGGAGCGGUUGCAGAGGGAGGUUGUGGAGAUUGUGGCGGGGCGGGUGGUGGACCCGGGGAGCAAGAGGGUUUAUACGACGGGGAUGAUUGAGAAGGCGUUGGAGCAGUUGAGUAGUGCGGGCGGGCAUGCGGGGAGGGGGGCGGGGAAGGGGGCGCAGGGGGAUAGUAUCCAAGAUAGGAGUAAGAGUCGGGAGCAAAGCGGAGGAGGUGCAGCGGCGGACACGCCAAGGAAGGGUGACGGCGAGGCCAACGGGGAGGCGCAGCAUGCGGAGGAGAAGGAGAAGGCGAAGCCGAAGUGGACGGGCGUGUCGACGACCAAGUCCGCGAAAUCCCAGGCCUUAGAGGCGAUGAAGGCGUUGAUCGCGCAUCAACCUAUCCCGGUCGCGCGGGCGCGCAUGCGGUUACGGAUUACUUGUCCUACCAGCGUGGCCAAGCAGAUGGUAAAAGUCCAGCAGAAGGCGGCGAACGAUGAGGACGGCGACAAGGAGGAGCCGGUCAAGGCUACGGUGAAGGAUACGAUUUUGGGUUACGUGGAGCAAGUGGAGAGUCAAGACACGGCGGGGGAUGAGUGGGAGGUGGUGGGUUUCGUGGAGCCCGGGAGUUUCAAGCCGUUGUCGGAGUUUGUGAGUACGCAGACGAAGGGGCGGGCGAGGGCGGAGGUGUUGGAUAUGGCCGUUACGCAUGAGGGGGACUGA
This is a messenger RNA of Baudoinia panamericana UAMH 10762, 1014 nucleotides long. RefSeq lists its product as uncharacterized. NCBI's taxonomy places the organism in Eukaryota, Fungi, Ascomycota, Dothideomycetes, Mycosphaerellales, Teratosphaeriaceae. The coding region runs from base 1 to 1014 and encodes 337 amino acids. The record is from RefSeq and is a predicted model, not a curated record. The transcript has a single exon. Gene Ontology annotation, biological process: ribosome biogenesis; cytosolic ribosome assembly.